GGUCUGUGCGCCAGUCGGGUCUGUGCGCUAAGCCCCGCGUUAAAUCUCAUAACACACAAACAGAGUGUUUAAAUGGCGGGCCGUAGUUCAAAUUUUCCCGCCAGUACCGUUCCAGUGUUGUGUUUGCGCCAGGGAGAGAGAGGCAGUGCGUCUUCCGCUAUACUGAGCCCUUGCUGAAAUGGCAUCAACACAGCGGUACAAACAAGAACAAGUGGAGAAAGCUGUGGAGCUGGUAAGAUCUAAACAGAUGUCCCUGAAUGCCGCCUCCAAAACUUUUGGUAUCCCUUACGCCACCCUUGGGGAUAAGGUCAGGGGAAGAAGACCUAUGCAGCCUGCUCCCAAAACAGUUCUGUCAAUGGAAGAGGAGAAGAAGCUAGUAGAUUGGCUGAUUGAAGUGUCUAAACGAGGUUUUGGACGGACCAAAGACGACCUCAAAGACAUGGUGAAAACCAUUCUCGAUGAUAGGGAAGAGAGGACUGUCUUCAAAAACAACCGCCCUGGAAAGGAUUGGAUGCGAGCCUUUUUCAAGAGGCAUCCAGAGAUACGGGAAAGAAUUGGACAACCACUUGGCCGUGAGAGAGCAAUUGUGACAAAGGAUGCUCUAGGUGAAUGGUUUCAGCAAAUGAAACAUUACCUGGACACCAUCGAUCCCACUUUGUUGACCUCUCCUGACCGGAUCUUUAAUGCUGAUGAAAGUGGUUUUAAUAUAUGUCCAAAGACAAAGAAAAUCAUCAGCAUGACAGGAGCAAAACACGUCUACUCUGUCACAAGUGGCAAACGGCAGCAAGUGACAAUGUUGGCCUGCUCCUCUGCCAUGGGGCAGUACCUUCCACCGCUGCUGAUCUUUCCCUACACCAGAGAUCCUCGCUUCAAUGCGUUGGAAGGUUUUGAAGAGGCUUUUUUUCAAAAAACUCCAAAUGGUUGGAUCACUGAGGUGGUCUUUCUUAGCUUUCUGAGGGACAUUUUCAUUCCCAAAUUGGGAGAAAAGCGACCAGUGGUGCUGUUUGUGGACGGCCAUUCCAGCCAUCAUUCCUGGCAAUCUGCACGCUGUGUAACGAGAAUGGUGUCAUCCUUUACUGCCUGAAGGCGCAUGCCAGUCACCUUAUCCAGCCACUGGAUCAAGCUUUCUUUGGGGCAAUCAAACUAGCAUGGAGUGAAGCCGUCAGAAAGUUUCAGUACC
Portunus trituberculatus (swimming crab) is the source of this 1180-nucleotide messenger RNA. RefSeq lists its product as uncharacterized. The record is from RefSeq and is a predicted model, not a curated record. The transcript has 2 exons. Gene Ontology annotation, cellular component: nucleus. Gene Ontology annotation, molecular function: DNA binding. NCBI's taxonomy places the organism in Eukaryota, Metazoa, Arthropoda, Malacostraca, Decapoda, Portunidae. Bases 179 to 1084 code for a protein of 301 amino acids.